CUGCUGUUCCCUUUGUUCGAUAUGAAAAAUUGUGUACUCAAAUAAAUUUUAAAAGUAAUUCAUAGUUUUGUAUUUCUUAAAUUUGAAAAAAAAGAGCAACUUAUGUUUCUAAAUAUUUAGAAAACAGAAUGUUUUAUUAUUUUUUGGUCAAACUUUUUGGAGUUUGUGCUUAAUUGUGUAAACGUUUGGUGUAUGUAUAUAUGUAUAUAUGCGCAUGCACACAUAAACCCAGUGUUGACAACAUUGUAGAAUUGAAUACAGAGGCUAUAUGCAGCGCAAGUGUCAAUACUAAUGCAAAACGAUUCGAAAGAAUAUCUAAAAAAAAAAAAAGAAACGUUCAACAAUGCAUAAUAACAUCCGCAUUUUUAACAUAUGAAAGGUAUCUCUGUAUUUAAACUUCCGAAAAAAAAUCGUCUAUAGAAAUUUACUUGUUUAAAAUGUUAACGAUGAAUGUCUAAUGUCCAGUACAUAUGAUGGAUCAAAAAUAUUGUAUUUACAUCUAAUACAUAUAUAAACAUGUUUGCAAAUGAAUUGCAAAGCUCGACACAUUAUUCAAAUUCAAUUAAAAAUGAAAAUUUGUUGUAUAUAGUGGUCUUGGCUAGAUUCAAAAUCGAAGAACUAAAACAAAAAUAAAAUCGAAAGUUUCAACUAGCAGAUUUGUCAAUAUCAUGUAAGGAUUAAGGCAAAAAUGAAAUUCCUUUAGUCUUGUUUAUGCAAGGUCCUAACAAAAUACCUUGCUACUCUGAGUACAGCCAAAAUAAAAGAAAAAAAUAAAACAUACCCAGCAUUUCCUAUACAAUUUAGUUGACGUUAAGUUAUCAGUUUAAAACUUUACUAUAAUAAGCAUAUUCGUAGCAGCAUGGUUGGUUCUCAGCAAAAAUGUAAAGACAUCGCAUUAAACAAAACUAGCACGUACACAAGCGAAAGUAACUUAAUCAAAGGUCCUUUGGAGAACCCACCAACCUUAAGAGCACUUUCACCUUCAAUAUCACUACCUCAAUUGAAAAUUCCAAUGAUUAACCAAAAUUGUACACAAGCUGGUAUUACUCAAACUAACUCUCACAAUUCAAGUCAUCCCCCGUGUCGGGGUAGUGGGUUGCAGUAUUUCAGAAGUAAUUAUGAAUCAUCGGCAAUGCUUCAUGAGAGAAAAGAAGAGUUGCCCAAGGAGCCGGUAAAUAAAUUGGCCAACUGCAGCGAAGAUGGCAACAACAUAACCUCUUCCGAUAGUUGUGAACUUUUGGAACCCAUUCAAGGAAUAACCUUACCCAAUGUAACGGCAGUUUCAAAAAAAAACGAUGUCCCCGGUUUACUUUUAUGUACUGUUUCGGGAAACUGUACAACUCAAUUGGAGCCAGAAUGUGAAUCGCUCAGUCUAUUCAACGAAACUGCAGUCAAUGAAAACGACACUUUCUCAUUUCACGAACAAAUUAUAAUGUCAGGCCAACAAAAAAGCGAGUUGCAAGAGAAACCUAAAGUACUCGUCGUUUCACCACAGCAAGUAAUGAUUUUAUAUAUGCAUAAGUUGACUCCCUACGAGCGUACGGAAAUACUCACUUAUCCGCAAAUAUAUUUUAUUGGUGCAAAUGCAAAAAAACGCGCAGGAGUUUAUGGUCCAAAUAAUUCCGACUAUGAUAAUGAGCAAGGUGCUUACAUUCAUGUACCACAUGAUCACGUGGCUUAUCGAUAUGAAAUGCUUAAAAUAAUAGGUAAGGGCAGCUUUGGACAGGUGAUAAAAGCCUAUGAUCACAAAACUCACGAACAUGUUGCCUUAAAAAUUGUGCGCAAUGAAAAGCGCUUUCACCGUCAGGCACAAGAGGAAAUACGCAUUCUUCAUCACUUGCGUCGUCACGACAGAUAUAAUACUAUGAACAUUAUACACAUGUUUGACUACUUCACAUUUCGCAAUCAUACUUGCAUUACAUUUGAGCUGCUCAGCAUUAACCUUUACGAAUUAAUUAAGAAAAAUGGAUUUAAGGGCUUCAGUUUGCAGUUAGUAAGAAAGUUUGCGCACUCGUUGCUUCAGUGUUUGGAUGCUCUUUACAAAAAUGACAUAAUUCAUUGUGAUAUGAAACCUGAAAAUGUGUUAUUGAAACAACAGGGUCGUUCUGGUAUAAAGGUAAUAGACUUUGGGUCGUCGUGCUUUGAAAAUCAGCGUAUAUAUACAUAUAUACAGUCACGCUUUUAUCGUGCUCCUGAGGUAAUUUUGGGGGCUAAAUAUGGCAGAGCUAUUGAUAUGUGGUCUUUGGGCUGUAUUCUAGCUGAGCUGCUAUCAGGGCACGCUUUGUUCCCUGGUGAAAAUGAAAGUGACCAGUUGGCCUGCAUUAUUGAAGUCUUGGGAAUGCCAAAUAAGAAUAUAUUAGCCAGCUCGAAAAGGUCAAAGUCAUUUUUUAGUCCCAAGGGGUAUCCAAGGUAUUGCACUGUCCGGACCAUGUCCGAUGGAAUGGUGGUCCUAAUUGGUGGGCAGUCACGCCGUGGUAAGCCCCGUGGCCCACCAUGCUCAAAGAGUCUAUCUAAGGCGCUGGAUGGAUGCAAAGAUCCCCUCUUUCUUAAUUUUUUGCGAGGCUGCUUGGAAUGGGAUGCAGACAAACGGUUAACACCAUCAGAGGCUCUAAAACAUCCCUGGCUUCGCCGACGCUUACCUAGACCGCCAAGCAGUUCAAGUGGCUGUGGUGGGGUUAGUGGUGUCGGUGGUAGUAGGAAUCAAUCCCCAGUAACAGGUCAAACUAAGAACUUCGCGACCGAAGUAACGCCAUCAUCAACUUCUGCCACAUCUAUAGCUCUAUCAAUUAAAAGGGAUAACAGCCAUUCCAGCCUUCGACUUAAGCAUGGUGGAGUUCCAGACGGGUCUUUAAGCGCAACCAAAGCAUCAUUAAUCAAUACCGAGCUUCUAGCGGACAGCUUUAGAAAAACAACAGUUUCGUCACCACGUUUACCUUUAACGCAUUCUGCGGACUCCGGAGGAGUAAGUGGUCUAAGCACAAUGGACGCUGGGGCACAGAGAGUUUAUCCGUCUUCACUUUCAUAUUUACCGCAUAUGAAUAAUAACGAAAAUAUCCGAUUGUUAAAAAUCUCCGGCUCGUUAAACAGCUCCUCAAACUCAUUGACUCAAUUGGAACCUGUCUCAAACUUGGAUGUUUUGGGAGAAUACUCGGCCUCAACUACACCAAAUUUAGCAACAUCAGAUACCAGCUAUGCGUUUGGUUCAAGUUCAAUGGCCAUAGACAUUGCAGAGAAGUCCUUAGUUAACCUAGCUAACACGUACACGAUGGAGAAAUCUAUUGACAUUAUUGGAAAAUCAAAUGUAUCGCUUCAAUCGAAUAAGUUAAAAGUAAAGUCAAAUGAUAUGUAGCCAAUUAUCGACAAUAUGCAAUAUGCCAUAUAAAAGAUUAGAAGCAGUACUGUAUGUUGUUAUCUAAUUAUCUGACAACGCACUGCCAUUAAAGUGAUAAACUAAAUGCGUCUUGGCUCUGAUUUGUGUUGCUCUAGUAUUGGCAUAAAAUUGCACGUAGAAAGAUGAGAUCUCACAAAGUAAAAUAAAAUUUAUGCAUUUUAAUAACAAAUCGCCUGUAUCCGUUAUGAAAGUAAAGCUUACAAAAAUGUUAGGAAACUUGGUUUAAUGUUGCGAACUUACUUUAUUUCAUAUAAAUAAAAACCGAAAGGAUUGUA
Messenger RNA from Drosophila ficusphila, 3666 nucleotides. RefSeq names its product putative dual specificity tyrosine-phosphorylation-regulated kinase 3 homolog (gene Dyrk3). The coding region runs from base 860 to 3349 and encodes 829 amino acids. The transcript has 6 exons. Gene Ontology annotation, biological process: peptidyl-threonine phosphorylation; peptidyl-serine phosphorylation. Gene Ontology annotation, cellular component: nucleus. Gene Ontology annotation, molecular function: protein serine/threonine kinase activity; protein serine/threonine/tyrosine kinase activity; ATP binding. The record is from RefSeq and is a predicted model, not a curated record. NCBI's taxonomy places the organism in Eukaryota, Metazoa, Arthropoda, Insecta, Diptera, Drosophilidae.